Radiomyces spectabilis is the source of this 3906-nucleotide messenger RNA. RefSeq lists its product as uncharacterized. Bases 1 to 3906 code for a protein of 1301 amino acids. Gene Ontology annotation, biological process: cell motility; phosphatidic acid biosynthetic process; intracellular signal transduction. Gene Ontology annotation, molecular function: phosphatidylinositol binding; D-type glycerophospholipase activity. The record is from RefSeq and is a predicted model, not a curated record. The transcript is spliced from 6 exons. NCBI's taxonomy places the organism in Eukaryota, Fungi, Mucoromycota, Mucoromycetes, Mucorales, Radiomycetaceae.
AUGCAACAGAGAGAAAGCAGUUCCAACAGUUCACUUCUUUUGAAGUGGUGGAAAAACAUCAAUCCCAACAAACCUGAACUGGGUCAAUCGUCCCAAUCCAACUUUGAUCUGCGUGAUACCGACAAUCUCCCGACCACCCUCCGUGAACGUCAACAAUCGGCCGCCACCACCAAACUCUCUGCGCCACAACCCUCGUUUCGGGAACGGACCACUCGACCGGCGGUUCGCGUCAUCAACCGUCUUGAAACCGCUCCUUACGAAGGAUGGCAAAAAAUCAAGAAGCUGGCAUUGCGCGAUCGAGGUGGUCAACCACGAGAUCCUCAUCGUGGAGGUCUUCCGAAAUCGGACACUCUUAUUGCUCAAGCGCAAGCCAAUUUACUGCCGGCCAUGAUCUUGGCUCUUUCGUUGCAACGAGACGAACAUGAUAAUCCCCGUGUUCCCGUUCUGUUGUCGCAAAUUGCCGUCAGUGUAUCCUACGAUGACCCGCAUGACGGAACUCCGCCGGUGCAACGACCGAAAAUCCGGCGCGGCAUGACAGCCAUUCGAAAACGACGACGUCCCACCACUUACAAAAUUACGGUUGCUUACGGUCCUAACCUAAAAUGGGUGGUGCAUCGACGGUACUGGGAUUUCGUCAAGCUUCAUUAUCGUUACCGCAGCCAUGAUAUUGUGCGAACCCGAAUACCCCAUUUUCCUAAUUUACCCAUUCGUCAUGCUGGGCAGAAAAAGGUUGGCCAAGGCGAUGAUCAGUCCUUGGACGAUCGUCCACCGUCUCAUAUGGACUCGGUUCUCGACAGCGACAUUCAUCUUCCUCAGCUGGACAAGCCAGCUUCCAACUCGAAUAUCCUUGUCGAACCCAAUACCGAAUAUUUACCAGUCUUGCAAGAGUAUCUUCAACUCCUUAUUCAGAAAGUCGUGCCUACGGGAUACAUUAAUCGAUUAUGCAAAUUCCUGGAAAUUUCAACCAUUGGCAUUCAGUUGGCCGCCACCAAUCCGGAUGGGUACCAUGGCAAAGAAGGAUAUCUAACCAUUGUGACUCGCUCCGAUCACGCUCCCAAACACUCGCGUCAAUUCGCCGAUACGAUAGCCGAAGGAUGUCUUUGCCGCGUCGUUGCCACACAUCUUGGUUCGUCGCAUCGACCCAAAUGGUUUGUUGUUCGCGAAAGCUACAUAGUCUGUGUGGAAGGGCCUCACGAGGAUACCUUGUUUGACGUGUUUUUGGCCGAUGGUGGAUUUGAAGUGACUCGAAUGAGUUUUAGUGAUCAGGCCCUGCGGCAGUGGCGAUCGGAUAUCCGGAAAGGAAAGCAAGUGGGGACAAAAUUGAUUUCGAAUCGACAUUGGACAGGCGCCCGGUCCACGUUGUGCUUGAAGAAUUUGCAUGGAUUAUGGUAUUUACGAGCCAAGAAUGAGACCUUGGCCAAACAGUUUGAGGAUUCCAUCAAACGCAUGAUGUCGUCUGUUUGGUGCCAGCAACAUCGAUUCGAUAGCUUUGCUCCGAUUCGAAAAAACAUUCAAGCCACAUGGUUUGUUGAUGGUCGCGAUUAUCUGUGGGAUGUGUCAGUAGCCCUGGAUAAUGCUAAAGAAUGCAUCUACAUCCACGAUUGGUGGCUGAAUUUCCAUCGUCCCUUGUUCUAUUAUUCAUGGCUAUAUUUUUCUUUGGUAUUUUUCUGCUCUUUGCAGUCCCCCGAAUUGUAUCUUCGCCGUCCAGCAGCCCACAAUCUCCAAUGGCGUUUAGACAAAUUGUUGAAGCGUAAAGCCGAUCAAGGCGUGAAGAUUUACAUUGUGAUGUAUAAAGAGGUGGCAAUGGCGCUUCCUUUGUAUUCCCAUUACGCCAAGAAGCAUUUGCUUUCGUUGUCGGAUAAUAUCCAUGUCCAGCGCCAUCCAUCGCGUGCAUUGGAUAUAUUCAACAAAAGCAACAUUUUCUUCUGGGCCCAUCACGAGAAAAUUUGUGUCAUAGAUUAUGACAUUGCGUAUAUUGGAGGCAUCGAUCUUUGCUUUGGUCGAUGGGAUACCGCCACACAUGCCGUGGUCGAUGAAGGCGAUCCGACGCUGAAUCCCAACAACCGACACCCUCAAAUGUGGCCCGGCAAAGACUACUCGAAUCCACGCAUUCUCGAUUUUCAUACCCUCGAUCGACCAUUUGAAGAUAAUAUGGAUCGAUCCAAAUUGCCGCGCAUGCCAUGGCAUGACGUGUCCAUGCGAUUGUGCGGUCAGUCAGCCAGAGAUGUUGCUCGUCACUUUGUUCAACGAUGGAAUUUCUUGAGACGCCGAAAACCGUCCGCUCCAAAACGACCUACACCGUUGUUGGUGCCUAAACCGGAUCUUCCGUCAUCGUUUACGAUUGAUCCGAACGAUCGACGGCUCUGUCACCCUCACACUUCACGGCAAUGCGACGUGCAGGUUCUUCGUAGUGUGUCUGAAUGGAGCAUUGGCAACCUCAACCAUGUGGAACAAUCCAUUCACAGCGCUUACGUGGAUACCAUUGAAAAUUCGGAACACUUUGUCUAUAUCGGUAAGGCAACUGGGAUGACCGUCAUUGAGAACAAGAUUGGCGAUGCGUUGGUGAAGCGGAUCCUUCGAGCCAAGGCUGAAAAUAAGCGAUGGCGCGCCAUUAUUGUGAUUCCGCUGAUCCCUGGAUUUGAAGCGAACGUCGAAGAAACUGAGGCUACCACGGUACGACUUAUCAUGCAUUGCCAAUUCUUGUCGAUUUGUCGUGGGCCCGACUCGCUUCUGGGCCGACUGCGUGCGGCAGGCAUAGAGCGGACCCAUGACUACAUCAACUUCUUUGGUCUUCGCAACUGGGGAGAGUUGAAUAACGAGUUUGUCACCGAACAAGUGUACAUUCAUGCCAAAGUCAUGAUUGUCGAUGAUCGCACCGUCAUUAUGGGAUCCGCCAAUAUCAAUGAACGAUCGCAGCUCGGCACCCGAGACUCGGAAAUCGCCGCCUGUGUGCAGGAUCAAGAAAUGAUCGAUUCCACGGUGGACGGGAAACCUGCUCAAGUGAGUAAAUUCGCUCACACGUUGCGUUUGCGACUCAUGUGUGAGCAUGUGGGAAUCGAUGUGGAUACCCUGGAAGACGACCCAUCGACGUCGCCCGCGUUUACAAAGCAUGUGGACAAAUCGCGCGUGAAGCCGAUCCCGCCCAUUGUUCAACCGCUUUCCGAAAAGGAGGAACCCUCCGACAAAUACAUGGUAGACGAUCCCGCUGACUGCACCAUUGGGGCUGCCGCCCAGCCGAAUUCACCGACGUUGGAAACCAAUGCUGUGACCAGGGAAGAAACUGGCGACAGUACCAGUUCACCCGAAGAGGAGAAAUCCGAAUCAGAACAUCGUCAUUCCAGCGCGUCCAUGUUUGGGUCCAAGAAACGCAAAAACCUCAAGGAGCAGCAUGCGGCGUUCUGGACAACUUUGGAUUGUGACACGGACAAUAACGGGGAUGGCGUGGAUCCCGAAUCGUCCUACAGCCGUGUUCCCGUGGACAGUUUGGCCAUGCAAUACACAGCGUCGGAGAUCCGAAAUCUUCUCGUGGAUCCUCUGAGCGACGCGUGUCAAGAUUUUUGGUAUGCUACUGCGCGUCGCAAUACCCACCUUUUCCGUCAAAGUUUCCUUGUUGUACCUGACAAUAAUGUACGUUCCUGGGAUCAGCAUCGCGAAUUCCUGAAAAUGGCCAAAAUCUAUCUUGGAAGAAAAGACGCCAAGGACGGUACCAAGGCAACCGCCGCCGCUGCCGUGGUGACCACCGAACCCGUUAUCAUGUACGAGACAGGAGAAACGGUGCGUGAUUUGCUGAAACAAAUUCAGGGACAUUUGGUCAUUUGGCCCAAUCAGUUCCUGGAAGAAGAAGACAAAAAGAACGAAUUCGUCUUUGGCCAUGAUAAGCUCAUGCCGUUGGAAAUCUUUGAUUAA